GUUUUGUCAAUUGUGCUUCACAUUGAUUGACUAUGAUUGGCGUAAGCAAUAUUACUAAUAGGACGGACCCAAACAGUCUCAAGUCGCGUGUUUUCGUUGGAAAUCUUAAUACAGUGCACAUGACAAAAACAGAACUUGAAUCUAUUUUCUCGAAAUAUGGAGCAGUCGUGGGAAUAUCAGUACACAAAGGAUAUGCGUUCAUUCAAUACGCAAAUGAGACUAAUGCACGAGCCGCAGUUAUUGGUGAAGAUUCAAAAACUUAUUACAAUAUGGUUUUAGAUGUAACCAUAGCAUCCGAACCGAAAAACCGCAAGCGAGGGAGAUCGAAUAUUGGUUCGUCGCUUCCAUCCUGGAACCCCUUGACAAGGUAUGACUCAUUUUUGCUGUUUCGUGAGUCUCUAGUUGCCUUCGAAACUUUAUUUUCAGUUUUGCUUUGGAUACACUGUUAUAGUUAUUUAUAAUCAAACCUAGUAGGGUAUUUCUAUUGGCUUCAGAUUAUCGAGUAUAUUUAAAUAUAAUAUCACUAAAUAAUCGUCUAUGCAACUCGUCGUCGACACAUGGCUUUAGAUAUUGUGGUACCCACUUGUCGGCUUGUUAAUUAUGAUCGUUUGUUGACAAAGUUAGAAGCAAUAUCGGACGCUGCUACUGAUGUAGAGUAAUAAAUACGAAGUUUCAUUCAGAACCACACCCAGAACUUUACACAACUCGACAAGUUUCGAAAAUCAACCACCAGGAAAUAUUUGUUUGUACUAAACCAUCACCCCCUUGACAUGGAGGCAGGCUGUAUAAAAUAGGAUGUAAACAGAUGUAUAAAUUGAGUCCUCUACGUCAUCAGCUCUUGAUAAUUCCUAAGUCGGAGUGCAAGGACUUUUUGAGUGAGUUCUGCAAGAUACUGUUUCGCACUUCAAGUAGUAUCGAUCUCAGUCUUUUACUGACUAUUUACCAAUAAAAGCGAGCUCGGGGGAUCUUGUAAGUCUGUUUCUAAACAUUACCGUACUUUUAAUCGACUUCAGUUGUUCAUAUGAUGAGUUGGAGGGCAAACUGUUAGUCUAUUUUGUGAUUAUUUUCAGGGUAUGUCCAUAUUACCCUUCUAGGAAUAAUAGUAAUAAAGACUUGGUUGCAUGAAUGAACACUUUUCUACGCUUCACUGAGGUGGCCAUUUAUUAACUAUUGUUCAUUAAAAACAUUUAUGCCAUAGAAAAGGUGUUGAAACUUUCCAAGAUUAUUCCUAGAGUUUCCCACAAUAUAUUCAAACUUCGUUUCGAUUACAUUUUCAGCACUAACCUUUCAGAACUUGCCUUACAAGCUCAAGCCCUUAGCAGUAUAACUGGAAAUUCUGUUCUAUCACUACAGCAGUUUGGUUUAGAAGGUAUUAUGGGUCAGCCUAACCUCGUUAAUUUUGCUGCUGCGGCAAAUUCAGUGUUCCAUACCCCUUCAUUGUCUGCUUUAAACGUUUCUAGUGCCCAAACAGCAGUUACAGCGGGUAACAUACGUAAUAAAUAUACCAGAUUAUCGAACACCACAACAACCACGUCUUCAACAAAUCCUAACUCUCUUGCUGCCAAACGUACUCGUUUGGAUGGAAUGUUAGGUAAUACUGGUAAUCAUAAUUUUAACUCGAACUCGUCUUUGCCUGCUGGGGCUAGAGGACAAAAUUUAGUGUCACUUGUUUCUGCAACGGAUAGCCUCAUACCUCCAGCAAAUCGUCGCCAGUCAUCAAACUCUGGUCCUGUUCGUUCUGUGCCCGAUCAAUCAACCAGCAACUCUUUAGUGCGUAAUCGAAUUGUGACGUCUGCUUCCUCUCGCACAACAAACUCAUCCACAACCAGUUCAAAUCAAAAUUCACAACCGGUGGAAAAAAAUUCCGACGUACAUCUAAAUCGCCCACAAAAUCUAGGCCAUUCCUUCGAAUCUGACCAUCCUACUGUUCAACAGCCCAAUCGUACAGCCUCGUCAACAAAAAGUAAUAGUCCUCAUUCAAGUGUCCAUUCACAUUCAGAGGAUAUUCUGAUAUGUGGACGUUGUCGUCGUUUAUUCGAACAAGUUGAUGAACUUAUUUCACAUAAAAUGGCUGGUUGCAGUUUGGAUAAAGAUAGCGGAGCUAGCUGUCGUUGUCGAGCCGUUGGUGAACCAGAGAAUUUAGAAUGUGCAUAUUGUGGUGCCAACUUUUCAACUGCUUGGGGACUGAUGCAUCACUGUCAUAGUGAUCAUUUUUUGACUAUAUACGCCCUUCCAUCACCUCCUCCAUCUCCUUCUGCAUCAUCCAAUUCUCCGUCUUCUGAACUUUCUUCAAUAGUUUCUCGCCGAUCUAACAAUGAAGGGGAGAAUUUGUCUGAAAAAUCUAUGAGAUCAAAUUCUCAUUCAGAUAGAUCGAAUCAUACAGGUAAGCACGCUACAUCACUUGUGAGGCAAAACAUAAAACCUGAGCAUCCUACAUUCGAUAACCACCAUUCUUCCAGUUCACAUAGUAUUGAAGAAAAUCGUGAAAAUAGCGACUGGGAUGCAGAGGAGGAGGAUGACAAUAACGACCGCAGCGGAGGUGAUACUCCAACACUGGAAUCAGUGCAUAAUGGAAAAUUUAGCUCACCGGACAUCCCGAGAGAUCACUCAUGUGAUCAGUCAGAUACAAGAUCUACAUCUGGUGCUUCAGAUUCAGAAAUAUCAAAUGAAAUUCGUAGCAAGCGGCUACUGAAAUCACGAUCUCCACCCUGUCCUCGAAGAAGUCGUGGUAGUGAAUAUGGCCGUCAUGAGACUGUAGAUGACGAUGACUAUGCUGAUGACGAUUCAGAGCCUGGUAAUAUAAAAACUGAAUAAUUACUCAGACCAAUGCUACCACCACAACAGCAACAAUCAUAUUUCAAGUUUGGUUCUACAUUUAUUCAAUUUUCAUUCAUUCAUUUAAGAAGUAAUUAUAAUUGUUUACUCGUAUAUGUGCACUCAUGUUAUGCACCAUCAAUACUAGUGUUGAUGUAUGAAAACCAUCUUCAGUUGUGUGAAUUGUUUUAUUCAUCUAUUCAUUUGUCUGUCUACCGACCACUUGUCUUCAUCAUUUAUUAAUGAAUAACAAAUUUAUG
Messenger RNA from Schistosoma bovis, 3074 nucleotides. The record is from the annotation of a GenBank genome assembly. NCBI's taxonomy places the organism in Eukaryota, Metazoa, Platyhelminthes, Trematoda, Strigeidida, Schistosomatidae.